CCAAUAUUCCUUUACGCGUUUUAUCAUGCGAAAAUCGACGCAACUGAAUUAAACAUCUAGAAAACCAAGCAAUUUUUUUACAAGCAAGCAAAUGGAUAAAGAUGAUAAUCGUUUCAGGCCAAUCCAAGAAAAUAGAGAUGGUGUUCAAUCGGAAUCCUGCGAUAAUUGGUUUGAAUGUUCACCAAGUAAAACAACUGAGCCACGAAGGAAUAAAUAUGCCGUUGAUGUACACUCUCCUAAAAUCCAAAAAACAGCUGUCAACAAAGAACAUGAAAAACCUUCUACUUCUAGUCAACAAGCUGCAAUUCAUUACAAAAAUCAGUCCCGUCACGACGAAGAUAUAUAUAUUGACGAAGAUCGCCAGACAAAAAAGCAACUUGACUACCGCAGUUGUUCAUCAAAUAUACAGGCGUAUAUACCAAUAACAGAUUUAAAAAUAUCAAAGACACCAUCUUCUGUUGGCAGUUUGAGGUCACUUCCAACAACAUCUCCAAGUCGCAGUAGGACAGCUUCUACACCAAGCAAAUUAAUGUCUCCAGCAAGAUCGUUCUCCCCGGAACUUCACACUCAUAGAACUGACUCAUCCAGCAGAUCAACACAAACUAGUAAAGCAAGAAGGAGUAUGGACAGCUCAUCAAGUGAAGCUGUUUGCAGAAUAUGUCAUGAAGGUGGAAGCACUGAGCAGCUUUUUUCACCAUGUUACUGUUCCGGAAGUAUAGGUCUUUUACACGUUUCGUGUCUACAAAGAUGGCUGGGAUCGUCAAACAAGACUUGUUGUGAGCUUUGUCAUUUCCAGUUCAAAGUAGAAAGGAGUCCGAAACCAUUUUGUCUUUUUCUAAAGAACCCAGGUAGACGACGUGACAAGCGCCAUAUGAUUUGUGACAUUGUUUGUUUCUCAUUCUUGGCACCAUCUUCCAUAGUAACUGCUUAUUUAUGUAUCGUUGGAAGCAGGAUGUACGACGCCGGAAGGAUAGAAGCUAUCUUGCUUUAUUGUCUGACAUUUGCUCUAAUGGUCUUGUUCAGUGCAUGGGUUACGAUGUGUCUCCGCCAUAAUUACGGCCUUUGGAAAGAUUGGAAACAGUUUAACCAGAAUGUCCGAAUAAUAUGUGAACCAUCGUCGGAGCUACAGAAAGAGACUUUAAGAAAUUCACCAUCUGGAAAGGUUCACAUGCAGCGCGUCAAACUAUGUAGUGUCAAAAUAAAAGUAUCAACAAAUAUGAAUUCACCCAAAAGACAAGCAACACCUGAAAUCUAUCAUCACUUACGUUUGACCGAAAGUAAUAUUAAACGUUCUUUAGAAGAUCCAACGAGCUACAGGAAGAACCUCUCACUUGUAGAAGAAGGAAACGAACCUACUAAAGGUCAUAGUCUUAGAAACCAAUGCCACAAUGGCAGUUAUAAGGAUAGACAUGUUCCUAAUGGACAUAGUAACUUUUAUGAACCAAAGAGAUAUAGAUAUCAAGUGAACGACGUUGAUCCCAUAAGAUGUGAACAUGUGGAUCCACCGUGUAGGAAUUGUUCUAGGAAUACGUAUGUUUAA
Messenger RNA from Mytilus trossulus (common blue mussel), 1540 nucleotides. RefSeq lists its product as uncharacterized. NCBI's taxonomy places the organism in Eukaryota, Metazoa, Mollusca, Bivalvia, Mytilida, Mytilidae. Gene Ontology annotation, molecular function: ubiquitin-protein transferase activity; zinc ion binding. The record is from RefSeq and is a predicted model, not a curated record. Gene Ontology annotation, biological process: protein ubiquitination. Bases 92 to 1540 code for a protein of 482 amino acids. The transcript has 5 exons.